Molecule: messenger RNA, 408 nt
Organism: Pelobates fuscus (common spadefoot toad)
Lineage: Eukaryota; Metazoa; Chordata; Amphibia; Anura; Pelobatidae
Product: uroplakin-3b-like
Exons: 4
Coding region: 1-264 (87 amino acids)
Cellular component (GO): membrane
Source: RefSeq, a predicted model, not a curated record
AUGUCGGUAUCUGGGACGGUGGUAUUUGUACUGACUAAUGAAAAUGGAACCUUUGUUCUUGCAACUGAAUGGUCCGAUGUAAUUCACCUUAAUCGAGCAAAUGAUUUUUCUACCAUUAAUACGAACAUUAAAAAACACAGCCCUACGAUGAUAAUUAUCACCACCAUCCUACCUAUUUUGCUUGCCAUACUACUGAUCACUUUUACUGCUUUGAUGUUCAAGAGCUGCAUGUGUAAGCAACAGCAGCAAACUAGGUCUUGUUAAAGUGUUCAGAAGAGGCAGACAUUCCCUGAACAGCCAAAUGGAAUUCUCAACAUUCAGUGCACAAUAUCUACCACUUGGGAUAUUUCUAUUUUCUAUUUUCUGUAUAACUAACAAAUGUAGUCUUCCAGCUGUUGUGGAACAGAG